This is a messenger RNA of Phlebotomus papatasi, 2763 nucleotides long. RefSeq lists its product as uncharacterized. Gene Ontology annotation, molecular function: nucleic acid binding. The coding region runs from base 1 to 2763 and encodes 920 amino acids. The record is from RefSeq and is a predicted model, not a curated record. Lineage: Eukaryota; Metazoa; Arthropoda; Insecta; Diptera; Psychodidae. Gene Ontology annotation, biological process: DNA integration. The transcript has a single exon.
AUGUACCGGCAGGUGUUGGUAGCACCGGAAGACAGAGACUACCUGAGGAUUUUGUGGAGAGAAAAUUGUGAUGAGGACAUCCAAACUUACCGACUCACAACUGUGACUUAUGGCACAGCUUGUGCACCUUAUCUUGCAACCCGAGUACUUCACCAAAUAGCGCAGGAUUACGAGGCUGAAUUCCCAAGGGCCUCCCAGGAAAUUUGUAAAGGAUUCUACAUGGAUGACUUUUUGGGAGGGGCUGAUUCGCUGGAGGAAGCCAAUCAGCUGAGAAAUGAAAUUCAAACAAUUCUUGCAAAGGGAGGGUUUAAUCUACGCAAAUGGGCUUCAAACUCUUCGAAAAUUCUUGAUAGAAUUCCGUCUGAUUAUCAAGCUGUUACUCCGGAGGAUGUAGCACAUGGCUUGAAGAGACACACUGUGCUUGGAGUGGCAUGGUCGCCCGGUGAAGACACUCUUUCGGUCGUGGAUGAGCCACUUCCGUCAGUCUCAACCAUGAGGGAACUUUGCUGGGUGUCAGCAAAAAUUUACGAUCCUCUCGGGAUGAUAUCCCCAGUCACAGCAGCUCUCAGGAUACUUUUCCAGAAACUAUGGUCAUAUUCUAUUGGAUGGGAUGAUGAUCUGCCUGCUGAGGUCCUAGAAGAAUACAAUAUCAUCAAAGAAGAGAUCGAGUUUGUGAGUCAGGUAAAAUUGCCUAGAUUGAUUAACCCCUCAAAUUCACAGAUAGAGCUGCAAGGAUUUGCUGAUGCCUCGGAGAGAGGUUAUGGUGCAGUCAUCUAUGCUCGUGGACCAGAGCAAGAUCAGAGAUUCGUGGUGCGUUUCCUGAUCGCAAAAUCGCGCGUAGCGCCCCGCAAUGUCGUGACAAUUCCACGGCUGGAAUUGUGUGCCGCAUUGUUGCUCAGUCUUCUGGUUCAGAAGGUCAAACAGGCUUAUUCAUCACACAAUAUUACCGUGACAGCUUGGACUGACUCUCAGGUGGUGCUCCACUGGCUACAUGGCCAUCCAAGUAGAUGGAAGAUGUUCGUGGCCAAUCGAACAAAUCAAAUCCUGGAAGUAAUUCCAGCAUCUCAGUGGAAGCAUGUGGCUUCUCGUGACAAUCCGGCGGAUUGUAUUUCACGGGGGAUGACUCCCAAGGCGCUUGCGAAUCAUCCUCUUUGGCCCAGUGGACCAUCUUGGCUUCAAAACAACAGUGAUGAUUGGCCAGUGUCUCUCCCGAAUUUCAACAAUGAUGUUCUGACUGGAGAGGAGAAGCUUCCAGUCACUCAGUCUCUUGUGGUGCAAAAGACGUUAGAUCCCAAUGAAAUCUUCCUGAUGUUCUCGGAUGUGUCCAGGUUAAUUCGCUCCGUAGCUCACAUUUUACGCUGGAGACACAAACUGUCAAAAGGUGAUAACCUCAAUGUCACUGAGCUUGACACUGCGAGAAAUCAGCUGAUCAAAGUCGCGCAAAAAGAGUGUUUUUCAGAUGAGAUAAAGUGUCUUCAGCAAGGAAGAAUAUUACCGUGUGGUAGUAAGCUCUCUCCACUUGUACCCUUCCUGGACAGUGAGGGCAUUGUGCGUGUGAAAGGGAGAAUACAAAAUUCCAAGUUGGACUACAGUGCUCGUCAUCCGAUAGUGUUAUCCGGAAAGCAUUUGUUUACACUCAAAUUGAUUGAGAAAGCUCAUCAAGUGCAUCUUCAUUCGGGACUUACUCUCACUCAAAGUGUACUCAGAGAAAAAUAUUGGAUUAUUGGUGAGAGAAAGAGUGUAAAAUCAGUCAUAAACAAAUGUGUAAUUUGUUUCAAGGCCAAACCAAAGGGCCAAACACCGCAAAUGGGAAAUUUGCCGACAGUCAGAGUGCGCCAAGCACGUCCUUUUAUCAAUACCGGCUGUGAUUUUGCCGGGCCUUUCACCCUGCGUGCCAGCAAAUUAAGGAAAGCCGUACUCGUAAAAGGAUAUCUGUGUCUAUUUAUUUGUAUGGCUACAAAAGCGGUACACCUGGAAGUCGUGAGUGACUUGACAACUGAUGCUUUUAUCGCCGCUUUACGGAGGUUCACGGCGCGCCGCGGUCAUUGUGACAAUAUUUACUGCGACAACGCAAAGAAUUUUGUUGGUGCCGCUCAGCCCAGUGACAGUGGAGAUGUAAUUCAAGCUGUGAAGAAGCAUCGUGAUCGUGUUGUGAAUUUCAUGGCAGAAAGUGGCACCCAGUUUCAUUUCAUUCCUGCUUGUUCUCCCACAUUUGGUGGACUGUGGGAGCGUGGAGUGGCUAACGUGAAACAUCAUCUGAGGAGAGUGCUCUCCGACACGAAACUCACGUAUGAGGAAAUGUCUACCGUGGUGGCGGAGAUCGAGGCUUGCCUGAAUUCCAGGCCAUUGUGUCCAUUGUCGUCCAGCCCUGAUGAUUUCGAGGCAUUAACUCCAGGACAUCUGUUGAUCACUCAGCCACUCACAAUGUCACCUGGUCCAGAUUACUUAGCUGAAAAUCCAAAUCGUCUGACUCGUUGGCAGUUCUUACAGCGUCUGGUUCAAGAAUUCUGGAAAAGGUGGUAUUCAGAAUACGUGACGUCUCUUCAGCCUCGUCAAAAAUGGAGAAACAAUGAAGAGAACCUCAAAAUUGGUGAUCUAGUCUUGCUAAGAUCUGACAACUUUAAGGGAUUAUGGACUCUUGGUAGAAUCAGCGAAGUGCAUCCAGGAGCCGACUCCAUUGUCAGAGUAGUCACUGUGAAAACCCCAACUGGAACCUACCGACGUGCAGUGAACAGGUUGGCGAGACUUCCCAUAGAGUCUUGA